CAAAAACCACCACCACUACCAAUAGUUGACACCAUCGCACCCACACAAUGUCGAAGUCACAAUCACUUUAAAAUAGCGGUCAACCUCCAACAAAAGGCAAUGAUGGUGAAACCAUGGCUGACGCCACCGCACCCAUGGAUCUUGAAACCAUGGCUAUUUGCGUUGAAGCAAUGGUGAGGGAGUGGGGUUGAUUGGUGGCCAUGAGAGGUGAUUUGUUGGUUAGUGCAGUAAUGGUGGUUGGAUAUUGGUGAUGAUGGUGCAAAUCUUCUACUUCCUCUGAUUUUAAAUUUAUCUUCAGAUAUGUUGUCGAUUUUGGUGGUUUUUUAGGAGCUCGGAAUAGUGAGCGAUUUUGGUGGCGUUGAUGCUUGGUGGGUGCCAACAAUUUUGGUGGGUUUUGGUUUUGGGGACUAUAAAUAUCAACGCAGACUCUCAAAGAAGGAAAGAGGGUUUCUGGUGGAGAAUGAUUGAAACCAUGAAAAGGAAGGUUAGAGUUUCAUACUCAGAUCCUGAUGCCACCGAUUCUUCAUCAGAUGAAGGUGGCGAUGGACCAGAAAGAUCGAAGAGUUUGGUUCAUGAGAUCGUACUUCAGCCAGGAAAAAAUCUUGACAAGAAGAAGGGUUCUGGAAAAAUUCGUCCACGAAUCAAGAAAUUCAAUUCGAGGGUUCUUGAUCAGAAUGGAAUGGGAAAAUUAAUUGGGGUUCAGAAAAGAAAAUCGGGUAAAUACUCUGCUGAAAUCAGAGAUCCUUUCAAGAAGAAACGGGUUUGGUUGGGGACUUACAACACUGCUGAAGAGGCCUCUGAGGUUUACCUGGCCAAGAAGCGUGAAUUUGAGGAAAAACAGAGUGCUGGACGAGGAAUUGAUUGUGGUCCUUGUGAUAAUUCCUCCGAAGAUUCUUCACCUUCGGUCAAUGAAUUUGAUACCCUGGAUUCUCCGGAAGAAGUAAGCUCAAUAGAAAGGGAAUUUUUUGAGGAAAACAACGCUGGUUCAAAUGAGGGACAAAAUUUUUCACUGCCAGACCCGUCAGUCAAGUUUGGGAUGCUGUUUGGUGUGCAAAUUAUUAACAACCACGGAUUUCUCUUGGGCGAAUUCAGCAAGUUAGACGACUUCAGCAUUCAUGAAUCGGAAUAAGACUCAACAUUCAUGUGUAUCGGAAUAAGAUUAUUUUCCUAAACUUUUUUAUUCUUGGCUAGUUUUUCAAAUUGUUGAAUCCGCACAUUAGAUAUGUAUUAGAUAUCACAUGUAUAUUAUGGGAGUUGAAUAACAACUCUUAGGUUGUUGCAAUCAAGCAAUACUGACGGUAUCUGAUGAAUUUUCUUCUCUCCUGUCGUUGUUUCAUUCAUACACAGUACAUAAUUUAUUUUA
Messenger RNA from Olea europaea var. sylvestris, 1363 nucleotides. Its product is annotated as ethylene-responsive transcription factor ERF116-like. Bases 362 to 1129 code for a protein of 255 amino acids. Lineage: Eukaryota; Viridiplantae; Streptophyta; Magnoliopsida; Lamiales; Oleaceae. The record is from RefSeq and is a predicted model, not a curated record. Gene Ontology annotation, biological process: regulation of DNA-templated transcription. Gene Ontology annotation, molecular function: DNA binding; DNA-binding transcription factor activity. The transcript has 2 exons.